Zea mays is the source of this 1814-nucleotide messenger RNA. Its product is annotated as alpha-L-fucosidase 1. The record is from RefSeq and is a predicted model, not a curated record. Gene Ontology annotation, molecular function: alpha-L-fucosidase activity. The transcript has 3 exons. Gene Ontology annotation, biological process: fucose metabolic process; glycoside catabolic process. Gene Ontology annotation, cellular component: lysosome. NCBI's taxonomy places the organism in Eukaryota, Viridiplantae, Streptophyta, Magnoliopsida, Poales, Poaceae. The coding region runs from base 45 to 1643 and encodes 532 amino acids.
GUUUCCUUUCCAUUUUUUCCUAACAUCGCGGCAUUAAUUUUAUUAUGGCGAAGCCCACCCGGCCAUUUCCCAUAAUAGCAAAAAUCUCUUCUCCCAGUGCUUGGGCCGCCCAGUGGCCAGUAUAUAUCGUUAGUUCGCUACACAUGGCCGUCCCGGGCAAAGAAGCACCGACAACAGUCGACACGAUGGCCAGCCCGUUGCUGUCCCUGGCCACCGCGGCGCUGGCCGUAGCCGUCCUCAUCUCCACGACAGAGGCUUGGCGCGCGACGCCAACGCCGCUGCCAGUGCUGCCGAUCCCGUCGGCGGCGCAGCUGAAAUGGCAGCGCCGCGAGGUGAUCAUGUUCUUCCACUUCGGCAUGAACACCUUCACGGACUCCGAGUGGGGCACGGGGUGGGAGGACCCGUCCCUGUUCUACCCCGCGAGGCUCGACGCCACCCAGUGGAUGGACGCUGCGCGGGCGGCGGGGGCCUCGCUCGCCAUCCUCGUCGCCAAGCACCACGACGGGUUCUGCGUCUGGCCGUCCGAGUACACGGCCCACUCCGUGCGCGCCAGCCCCUGGCGCGGGGGCCGCGGCGACGUGGUGAGGGAAUUCGUGGACGCCGCCCGCGCGCGCGGCGUUGACACCGGGUUGUACCUCUCGCCGUGGGACCGGCACGACGAGCGGUACGGCCAAGAGGUCGCGUACAACGAGUACUAUGAGUCCCAGCUCCACGAGCUCCUCACCGGGUACGGGAGCGUGUCGGAGAUUUGGUUCGACGGCGCCAAGGGCAAGGACGCGACCAAUAUGACGUACCACUUCCAGGAAUGGUUCCAGACGGUGAAGCAGCUGCAGCCCUCCAUCAACAUCUUCUCCGCCGUCGGGCCCGACGUCCGGUGGGUCGGCGACGAGACAGGCGAAGCCGGAACCACCUGUUGGUCCACCGUCAACCGCUCCAUGAUCACCAUAGGCGAAGCCAGCGACGAGAAGUACCUGAACGAGGGCGAUCCGCGGGGGAGCGACUGGGUGCCGCCGGAGUGCGACGUGUCGAUCCGGCCAGGCUGGUUCUGGCACAAGAGCGAGACGGCCAAGCCGCUGCGCCAGCUGCUUGAGAUCUACUACAACUCCGUCGGCCGGAACUGCGUGCUCCUGCUCAACGUGCCGCCCAACUCCACGGGCCUUGUCGAGGACGCCGACAUGGCGCGGCUGCGCGAGUUCGGGGCCGCCGUGGCCACCAUCUUCGGCACGGACCUCGCCGCGGGCAGCGAGGCCAGGGCCAGCAGCGUGCGCGGCGCCGGGUUCGCGGCGCGCAACGUGCUGGACGGCCGCGAGGACACGUACUGGGCGCCGACGGCCGAGGACGGGCGAAGGGACGUUUACUGGAUCGAGCUGCGGCGGCCGCCGGGCGCGCAGGCGCGGCCGUUCAACGUGGUCCGGAUCCAGGAGCACGUGGCGCUGGGGCAGCGCGUGGAGCGGCACGCGGUGUACGUCGACGGCGCGCCCGUGGCCUACGGCACAACAGUGGGGCACAAGCGGCUGCACCGGCUGCCCUGCCCCGUCGCCGGCGGGACGGUGAGGGUCUGGAUCACGGCGCGGCGUGGCCCGCCUCUGCUCUCGGCGGUGGGCCUCCACUACGACCCCUUCGUCGCGGCGGCCACCAUGUGACGUGGCGAGCGCAAGGGACUUAGGCUGUCUCCAGCAACGAACCCUAAAUGGUCCUGUACUCUAAAUUUAGAGGAUGAGACGUCCGCUAUCGGCUCCAGCAGCAACCUGUAAAUGAAACUGUAAAAUAGCGGACGACUUUGACGAGCGCUAAAGCCAGAGCGUACUUGUUCA